UUUAAUUAAAUUUUCAAUCUUUACAUUUACUUUUUUCUAUUAUGCAAAUAACGUCAGUGAUAUUAUUAAUAUGCGAUAUGAAAUUCUCGGUUACUAAUUCGUAUUUGAACUUUGAUAGUUCUUAUUUUACUCGUUGCCAUAAUAAUAUAUUUCCAUAACCUAAUUCUGCUCUUUAUUACAUGCUAUAAUAUAUCUAAUAAAAACAAAUCAAUUUUUAAUUUUAAAAAAUGGAAGAUUUUCAGUAUGUAAUUAAAAAACAAGAACGCCAAAAAAUAUGUUUUGGUUCUGGAUGUCCACAUGAUAUGUCUAAAAGAGACAUGACUUCUUUUAUGAGAUAUUAUACAAAAGAUAAUUAUGAAAACAUUAGUCCUAAUAAAUAUAAUGUUCUGGAUUCAUUUCUUGCUGCCAAAAAUAAACCAUGUUCACAUAGUAUUAGUAAGAAAGGAUAUGGCGGCAUUACUAGGACAAUGCAUAAAAUUGAACGUAGUGAAGAUUUUCCAUCUCCUGCAAAUUAUAAUAUUGUUAGUAGUUUCAAGUCUAUUAAAGAAUCAAGAUUUCCUUUUGCAUCUUCUACUAAAAGAACUACUUUUAUUGCUAAUGUGAAUCCUGGACCAGGAACAUAUACACCAAUAGAGAAAAAAGAAAUUGCAUUUGAACAUAGUUUUGGUGGUAGAGUUAAGAUGAGACUUGGAGUUCAAUUUAAAUGUUGUAGUAAUAAUACAGAUGUGUGUAAAAUUUGUGGACAAAAACCUGAAGGAGAUUAUUGGCAUUGCAACAAUAAAAUUUUCUUGUGUAGACCAUGCAUGACUGAUGCAUUUCAAACACAAUCAAAGUAUAAAAGAGAAGAACUAAAGCAUUUUUCUAGAGUACGUGAUUGUUCAGACAUUCAUCAGCAUGAGAAAACUGAUGCUAACAUUUGGUUAAUACAUCCUAAACUCUUAAAACAAAGACUAGUUAAGGAAACAUAUCUUACUUCUUAUUUAAAAAAUUAAAUUCAAUAUUUUAUCAAAUGCUGCAUUUUUGUACUUGUAUGCCUUUCUCAAUAGACAAAGCAUUGUAA
Messenger RNA from Vespula vulgaris, 1060 nucleotides. RefSeq lists its product as uncharacterized. The transcript is spliced from 5 exons. Gene Ontology annotation, molecular function: cytoskeletal protein binding. Gene Ontology annotation, cellular component: ciliary basal body. The coding region runs from base 228 to 992 and encodes 254 amino acids. NCBI's taxonomy places the organism in Eukaryota, Metazoa, Arthropoda, Insecta, Hymenoptera, Vespidae. Gene Ontology annotation, biological process: regulation of cell projection organization. The record is from RefSeq and is a predicted model, not a curated record.